Plectropomus leopardus (leopard coralgrouper) is the source of this 6426-nucleotide messenger RNA. Lineage: Eukaryota; Metazoa; Chordata; Actinopteri; Perciformes; Serranidae. The record is from RefSeq and is a predicted model, not a curated record.
CAACUUUCGAACAGGAAACCUAUUAGACGCUUCGACUGUCGCUUUCUCUGUAUUCACGGCCACCGUCACGUUAUUGCAGGAGCUUGAUUGACAGGUGCGAGCCUCUGCGGUUGCAGCAUGGACGCUGAAGAUGCCCACUUCGGGCAGGGUGUGUUUGGGGCUAAGUGCUCUAACCCAGCCAUGAGCAUCAUCGGGGCUGAGGAUGAGGAUUUCGAGAAUGAUCUGAAUGAUGUGACGGAUGAGCAGUGCCCACACUUCAACAACAUAGACCUGUUGAAGGAUCACCCGACCCACCUGCUGGUCUUCACGCAACAUGUCAUUCUACAGUUUGACCCAGCUCCCCUGCUGUGUUACCUCCAUGCCGACCUCUUCAGGAACCUCAGCGCCAAAGAGACGAAGAAGCAAUUUGUGGAGUUCUUCAACACGUUCUUGGACAAGGGUGCAAUUCUCAGAGUGGCGCUACCACCUAAUGUAGCCUAUGAACUGGACCGAACGCGUCCAGAUCUGCUCCACGAGGACACCCAAAGGCGUUAUGCUGCUGAGGUUCAGAGCCUGCAGGCUGCUGAAGUGGCCAAACAGCUGGAUGAUUUCAGGCAAAAGAGGAUGAUGGGUAUGACACCCAACGAGGCUGAGCUCAUCGACGUGGAGAGCCACUAUCCCACCGACCGCAUCCCGAUGGAGAUGAAGGAGAAGUCUGUAGCGGAGAACCUGCUGGAAAAGAUGUCUGAGACACAACCCACAAUUGUCUCAGACGAGGAAAAAUGCCAAUCCAUCUUUACAGCGGUGGCCUUCUACAUGAAGCACCUCGGGGUGAAAACCCGAGCGGUGGACAGUAAGAAGUCCAGAGGAGGCUUCUUCAGGAGACAGCUAGUGAAGAACAAGAAGGAUGAAUCUACAAAGGGCAAGCCCAGAGGGGUGUUUCCUGGCAUCCCCAGCUGGAUCGCAGGCAACAUUGACGUCAAACCUAAAACGGAGGCUGAAGCGGAAAAGGAGAAAGUGAAUCCAGAGCGUAAGGGUCCAACUCCCGGCAGAUGCUCCUUGACCGACCCUGCAGCUCCUUCCCUUCCCAGCAGGAAGUCUGGUUCCUCUGGAAGCCCCGCCUCCCUGCCUGGGUCAGAGAUCAGUGAGGGGUCAGGCAACAACAUCAGCACCGCCAACAGCCCCGAGUCUUUACACAUGGAUGGCCUCCCAAGCAAUCGCUUAGAGCCUCCGACCCUGUCAGAUGGUGGUGACGUGUCCCCUGUCGGGCUGGGAGUAGGGCUAACUGUCGGGGAGCCCCUCUCACCCAUGGACACUCCCACUGAGGACAAUGUGGAGAAAGACAGACGGAAGACAAGUAGGAAAGUGAUGCGUAGCGAGAGUGCGCGCGUGGACCGGCACUCAUCUCGCCGCCGUGGCUCUUCCCGGGCAAAACAGUCUCGCUCCCGUAGUGAUGUGGACCUCCAGCCGCCUUCUGCCACGACAACGACACCUGCCCCGCUCACCCCUCAGCACCUCCAUCCUUUUGAUGGACCAGUUGGAUUUCCCGAAGGGCCCGGCCACUCCCCCACCAGCCCCUCCCCACAGCUGGAGGAGAUAGAGCCGCGCCUCCUGGAGUUUGAGCAGGACCCGCCCAACUGGAGGGAGCUGGCUCCCCCUGAAGCCCUGUCCAGUCUCAGCAAGAAGGAAACCAAGAGGCAGGAGGUCAUCAAUGAAUUAUUUGCAACGGAGCAUGCCCAUGUGCGGAUGCUCAGUGUCCUUCAGAUGGUUUUCUCAAAGCCCCUGGAGAGAGAGGAGCUCCUGACUUCCCCUGAGCUGUCCGCCAUCUUCCCCAACCUGGAUGAGAUCAUUGAGAUGCACUAUAACUUCUAUGAGAACUUGAAGAAACUGCGUUUGGAUGACAACUUCAUAGUCAAAUCUAUCAGCACCACAGUGCUCAACAGAUUUGAAGGCACAGAGGGCGAGUGGUUCCAGAAAUUGACAGCUCGGUUCUGCAGUCAUCAGUCGUGGGCCUUGGACCAGAUCAAGAGCAGGCAGAAGAAAGAGCCACGCUUCAACUCCUUCAUACAGGAGGCAGAGAGUCGGCCCCAGUGCCGCAGGCUGCAGCUCAAGGACAUAAUUCCCAUAGAGAUGCAGAGACUGACCAAAUACCCUCUGCUGCUGGAAAAUAUUGCCAAGAACACAGAGGACCCGACAGAGAAGGAGAGGAUCCAGCAGAGCGCAGAGUGCUGCAGAAAGAUCCUCAACCAUGUCAAUGAGGAGGUCAAAGUGAUGGAGAACCUAUUGACUCUGAAGGACUACCAGCGAAGACUGGACACAUCAGGGCUCAAACCCAGUAAUGAGCUUUAUACUGAAUAUAAGAACAUCGACCUGACACAUAAGAAGAUGCUUUAUGAAGGCCCUGUGACCUGGAGAGUCACAAAGGAGAAGGCCAUCGAGGUGCAGUGUGUGUUGCUCGGGGACCUGCUGGUGCUUCUUCAGAGGCAGGACGAUAAGAUGGUUCUCAAAUGCCAGAGCAAGAGUACCAUCGCCGUGCAGGAAGGCAAGCAGAUGCUGAGUCCCAUCAUCAAGCUGGACUCAGUCUUCUUACGUGAGGUGGCCACAGAUCGGAAGGCCUUCUAUGUGAUAUUUACCUGGGACAGCGGUGCUCAGAUCUAUGAACUGGUGGCUCAGUCUAUCGGAGAGCGGAAAAUCUGGACUGAUGUGAUAAAGACAGCAGUGGAUGAUCUGAAGAAGAGUGGAGCACCCAUGAGGUUGGCGCUGCCUCCUCUAAGUGGAGGAGCUCCCUUCAGUCCUUCCCCGCUGUCUGCCCCUUUGAGCCCGACUGAGAAUGGGGGUUUGAAAAGCAGCAGUGAUCGAGAUAAGGACAGCUUGACAGAUGACAAGUCUUCAGACCCCAGGCACAGGCUGAUUGAUUUCCUGUCAGACAAAGGUUUCGACUUGAUAGGCCACUCCAACAGCGAUCAGGAGAAGGUGGCCAACAGUGCUUUGGAUGAAGUCAUGUCGCUGAAAAGGCUGUUGGUGGGCAGCAUCAGUCUGUCAGUGGACUCACAGCCUGAUGAAGAAAAUGGAGAGGACCAAUCAGAAAGGCCCAGUCAAGACACGGAUAGCUGUCAGGCGACGGAAGAGAGCCAGGCGAAAGACCGGGCAGCGGAGGAGGAGAACGAUAACCCCUGUGAAAAAGAAGGUGCAGGGACGAAAGGAGAGGAGGAGAGGAGCAUCAGUGCGCCCCUGGUGCUGUCCCAGGAGAGGAUGGAGGAAGUGUGCAGGAGGCUCCACAGUCUGGAGGAACAACUAAAGAGACUACAGACAGUAGAAGAGGAGCACCACAAGCUGCAGGAGGCCCUUUCCAAGUUCUCACUGGAGGGGGGUAACUUUCAGUAAGACAUCAUCACGCCACCUGCUGGCCACUAGAUUUUUACUGGUGCUGGUUUGGAGUGCAAGAGUGACUUUUCAGAGGCUUCCCUGGAAAUUCCUAAAACCUCACAAGUCAUGCCUGGACCCUUUUGCUGCAUUAGGGGGCUGUAUGCACAGUGCAGUGGUUCAGUGACAGAACGUUGGAGGUGUGUGCAUAUGUAUGUGUGUCUGUUUGCGUGCAUGCUUGAUAGAGAGGUAUACAAAGAAAAAAAAAAAAGGAGACGUCCUACUUCUGAGUAGGAGGUUGAUUUUGCAGAGAGGUGCCAAAAAAAGAAGCAAUAUUUUUGCUGUGAGAGAGAUGCUGCCUAUCAAAAUGUAGUUAUUUGCUGUAACACACAUACUCACACCAGAGACAUGCGAGCUUGAAAAUAAUUAUCAUUAUUACCAAUAGCAGAUGUGCAGUAACGAAGAAAUUCCUAUGUUUGCCCACCAGGUUAGCUUUUACAAUGGUGGAAGCCUUUAAGGGGCCAAUGUAGCGUUUGGAGAUGUAUUGAAAUACUACUGCUGAUAUAUAGUGUUAUUUCUUGUCUAUGCCAAAGUAUCACAGAGAUGCACUUUUUUUGUGAUCAAACCAAGUUGAACCCACACUGUUUUUGCGAAAUCUAUUUACUCUCUAUUCAGUUUUUGAACAGUUGAGCUUCAUGUAGGCAGCACUCAUUAAUGAAAAGAUUGCAUGCGAGAAAGUGUGUGUAUGUGUGUUACAAAGUUUUAAAUAAGGAUGUGCUUAUUUUGAGGGUUCUUGCUGUCAUUAGGUCACAUAGAAACAUGUAUAAAUAGUGGCACUAUAGGUAAUCAUGCUGUUAAUAAUGGAGUUUGUAUUUACCACUUUUAUUUAUUCCUCUGAGUUCUUUUUGGUCAGUGAGCUGCCUCAACUGACUGAAACUGUUGAGCACUGGGCCAAAGAAAAAGAAUGCGUUAGAGAAAAUGUUAGAAGGCAAAUCUGGAAUGUGUAACAAAGAUCAAGGUAGAGAGAGAAGAAGCAAGAUUUCGGAAAGGAAUGGGGCGUGAGUUUAGAGGUUGCUUUGGUUUAUUUGAAGCCAGCUUGAACCAGACGGUCAUGAGAAGAUGUGUAGAAAAUAAGGUUAGGAUUUGUGCUCAAUGUACUGAAAAAUGUAAACACACACACAGAAAUGUACGCCGACCUACACUGAGAGCCCAGUGCUAUAGAAGUAUUCACAAAGGCAGCAUCAAUCCUGCAGUUCCUCCUCCUGAUCCAAAACACGGACUUAACUUGGGGUAAUAAACUGUAUCAUAUGACGGUAGAUUAGCAGAAGAUUCUAUUUUUCCCUGGUAGCAAUAUUUGCAUCAGAACUGAUCUCUGUGUUUGUAUUUUAUUCAGCAGUUGAUUGUAAUUAUAAUGAAUUUCUGAGAAGUGGCAUAACUGUGGCCAUGCACACAGGACCAAAGACAAAAACAAAGCACCGUUAGAUCCUCAUACGAGCUGUAAUUCUCUUUUGCUUCAUCUGCGCAGUAGCUUGUCACUUAAAACUAAUGCAGGAGUGAUUGCUCACAACCUGCUUUUCCUCUUCCCAAACAUUUGGCAACUUAAAGGAUUUCAAAAGCACAUAGAAGAAUAAAGCACUGGUUGAAAAAUGUUGGAUUUUCUAAUAAAUUGUACAAGUUGAUGCAAAGAUGAAUGUUAGACUGCCCUCACCUCAUGACCAAACCCAAAGAUAUUGUGUAGAUUUCUACAGUGCAGCUUGUGGUGUGACUGUAAAGAGUUAUUGGACACAUGGGACCCGUUCCAGCUGCAGAAAAAAGGCGACAAGUUUAAGAAGCCUGAUGAGGACACAAAGGAAAUGUUUAAGGUUUGGAGGAAGGAAAACUGCAGUCGCCAGCACUGUGAUCACCAUCACUUCCUGAUAUGCAUUCUCACUGUUGUUGUUGCAACAACAAACGCCCCCUUUGGACCCCACUGAACAUCAGUGUAAACUUAUGCAAAUGUCAGUGCCAUUAGUCACAAGAUGCUAAAUUCUAUAACAUUGUGUUUGAAAAUUACUGCCAUCUCUCCCCGUGUCUUCCUCAUAGAAAUUGUAAAUAGAUGUUAGCUUAAAAACAAUUGUAGAAAAAGCAUACAUUUGUCCUCCUAUCAGCUCCAUACACCUCUUGAUGCUCACAUGUGAUGGCAUGAUCACCUUUUCCUACCUACCGCACAGUUUUAUCAUAUGUUGUGUAUUUCAUUUGAUUUACCUAAAUGGGUAGGGGAGGUUUUGUUACUGUUUUUUUUUUGUUUUGUUUGUUUUUCCAAGCAAUUUUUCGUCAUUAUGUACUAUGCAUUUGGCCAUAACGGUGAGAGAGACAGGACUUGUCUGUAACUUGUCUAUGCAUGAAUGAGUUUUAUAAUUAUGCAAAUAUUGUAACCACGACUUUCUUUUGGUGUGCACGUUAAAGCGCAACUCUGUCUUGUGGCCAUCCAGCUUACUGAUGGGAUACAUUUGAACAGAUCAUCUCAACCAGGGAUUUUUAACUGCUGGUCAAACGCCGGCUUACAGCGACACCUUCACUCGCUGGCUGACCGACUGCUACAGGCGCUUCUCGCUCUCUCUCCUCCAGAUGCUUUUCCUCUCGCCUUCUAUAUACGAAUACCUAGAUGUAUAGAAAAUGUAUUUAUAGAGUGGUGCCUUGUUCCGAUGAUCUUCAUCAAGGGCUCUUAGGUCUAUAAACACAAUCACUGUUUUGUUUGCGCUCUCUCACGGAGGACUGCGACCUCUGAUAGUGGGAGACAACGACAAAAAGACUGAAAACGAUCAAGAGAUGAUCCCAGGAUUCUGUUUUUGUGUCCACCUCCAUUACAGCAGCAGGAUUCGAGCCCUCCACCAACUCAGCCAGCCAGUGCCCUGUAUAGAAAAGACACUGCUCCUUGUCAUACAGGCGUCUUGUCUAUCUAUAAACGAUGAAUAUGCAAGAACUAUACUGUGUAUUUGGGGUUUGAUUUUUAUCAUGUAAGAGGCUCUUUAAUGAUGUAUACUUAAGGAAAAUUGUGGUACGUUCUGUUUUUUAAUUCUUCAUUUUUUAAAUAAAUUGGGGAAA